AUGACCUCCAGCUACGGGCACGUUCUGGAGCGGCAACCGGCGCUGGGCGGCCGCUUGGACAGCCCGGGCAACCUCGACACCCUGCAGGCGAAAAAGAACUUCUCCGUCAGUCACCUGCUAGACCUGGAGGAAGCCGGGGACAUGGUGGCGGCGCAGGCGGACGAGAGCGUGGGCGAGGCCGGCCGAAGCCUACUGGAGUCGCCGGGACUCACCAGCGGCAGCGACACCCCACAGCAGGACAAUGAUCAGCUGAACUCCGAGGAAAAGAAAAAGAGAAAGCAGCGGAGGAACAGGACGACGUUCAACAGCAGCCAGCUGCAGGCUCUGGAGCGCGUCUUUGAGCGGACACACUACCCAGACGCCUUCGUGCGAGAGGACCUUGCCCGCCGGGUGAACCUCACCGAGGCCAGAGUGCAGGUGUGGUUUCAGAACCGAAGAGCCAAAUUCCGCAGGAAUGAGAGAGCCAUGCUGGCCAAUAAAAACGCUUCCCUCCUCAAAUCCUACUCAGGGGACGUGACUGCUGUGGAGCAGCCCAUCGUACCUCGUCCUGCUCCACGACCCACCGAUUAUCUCUCCUGGGGGACAGCCUCUCCGUACAGCGCCAUGGCUACUUACUCUGCCACAUGUGCCAACAAUAGCCCUGCACAGGGCAUCAACAUGGCCAACAGCAUUGCCAACCUGAGACUGAAGGCCAAGGAAUAUAGUUUACAGAGGAACCAGGUGCCAACAGUCAACUGAGGAAAAAAAAAAUAAUUAAACAGGCCUAAGAAGAAAUCAAAAACCAUAAGACACCUAUCCUGCUCUGUCAUUUCUUCAUCUGCUGGAAAAAAUAAAUAAAAACAAACAAACAAACAAACAAAAAACCUGAACUAAAAUAUUGGGACCAUGGCAGAGAAAAGCAGGAGAGGAGCAAAAUGAAAAUUAGUUAACCAAUGUUUCUCCUCCCUCUGAGAUACCACCACCACUUGUUUCUGCGUGUGUUAAUUUUGUUUUUCCUUCUACUCAUGCGCUUUGCUUUAAUAUACUCCAAGCUUCUUCAGUUAGGUUCAGCCCACCCACUCCCAUGAUCAUAUGGGUUUACAAAAAAAAAAAAACAAACCCUACAGCAGCCAAAGAAACCAUAUAUAUAGUCAGAAUCAUUGUCUAGCGUCUCCUCAGUGACCUGUUUGAACCUCAGUGCCUUGCCCUAUCCUUCUUCCCAGUUCUCUGUAUAAAAACUCUAGGAACUUCUGAAAAGCCGAAGUCUUUCUGAAGAAUCUGUGCCAGAUAUGAUUUCCUGUCUCAUUGUCUCCAUGUCUGUCAGUCAUGGUAAGGUUUUUCCAUCAGCUACUGUUAAGAAAGCAAUUACGUACAACAUCUGGUCACUGGCUUGUCUGAUCCAAUGUGAUUGGCCGUGUCUGGCUAAUUCUAAGCUCUAAGCUGUAGAUCUAAGCUCUCCAUAUAAGCUAUAGAUUUAAGCUCUAAGCUGUAGAUGAUAAUAUCACCAUCACCACCACCCCUCACCCCCAUCCAAGCAAUCAGCCAUCUUAAGUUAAAGAUAUUUGUUGUUUUUGAAUGAUUUGCUGUCACGGGCUUGACACUUGAGAGAGGGAGAGACAUUUCUUUAGGAAAACAAAGACUGAGUUGUGAAAGGCAUGGCCAAUAUCUCUUUAGUGCCUUAAGAAUAGUCAG
Callorhinus ursinus (northern fur seal) is the source of this 1671-nucleotide messenger RNA. It is a transcript of the gene PRRX1, whose product is annotated as paired related homeobox 1. The record is from RefSeq and is a predicted model, not a curated record. Gene Ontology annotation, cellular component: nucleus. Gene Ontology annotation, biological process: regulation of transcription by RNA polymerase II. NCBI's taxonomy places the organism in Eukaryota, Metazoa, Chordata, Mammalia, Carnivora, Otariidae. Gene Ontology annotation, molecular function: RNA polymerase II cis-regulatory region sequence-specific DNA binding; DNA-binding transcription factor activity, RNA polymerase II-specific.